AUGUCCAGAGCACCGCACGAUCCAUUCACGAGCUCUUCCAAUGCAGCAUCUUCAUUGAGACAGGCCAGCGUGGCACCGACACGUUCGCGACAACAGGCCCCGAGCCUCUUUGCGCCCUCUUUGCUCCGCCGACCGACGAGCAGAACGACACCUCGAGUUGAAGAAGGCGUCGUGCUGCAAGAUUCAGAUUCUGAGGAAGACGCGAGCCUCUUGGGACUCGCACGACGGCCGCGACAACAGCAGCAGCAACUGCGCAGAGCUCGACAUGGAUCGCCGGACAACAGCAGACAUGCACGAUUGAGGCCUCGACAGCAGGCGGAAGAGCAAGAUAUAGUUCACAGACAACCUGAUGGCAGCUAUCUGCUCGGCGCAUCAACACUGGGCAUAGCUGCGCCGCAAGCCAUGUUUGCGAUGGGCCAGCAGGAGGGCGAAAUGACGACGGAACAGCUUGACAAUUAUCAUCGGGAUCUGGCGAGAAGGUAUUUCACAUCAGGUACACAUAUGGGUGGGAGACAUAGCAGGGCGGCGGAGGAUGAAUUCGAGCGAGAAACACCUGAGCUCACGGCGAGCUUGCGCCAGCAGGUUAUAGAGAAGCUCGAGGAUGAAAGGUGGCUAUUCGAGCCAUCUGAUCGCUUUCAACCUGGUCUGCUCUGAUUUUGACGAAUCAGGGUAUAGGUAAGGUAAUGAUACCUGUACUGUAUGGAAGGAGCAAGAUGUGACGUGCCAGUGCAUGAGUUUCGCAUGAGCUGAAAACCACUCUUCGCUCAUCUCAGGAGGUAGCCUCGUGCACGAUACUGGUACUACAUACGCCAGGAGUAGCGGCAUAUCAUCACUCACAUCUGCGUCGUUGCUGUCGCGAUAUACAGCAGCAAUAAGUACAGACACCGCAGCAUACAUGU
Sphaerulina musiva SO2202 is the source of this 899-nucleotide messenger RNA. RefSeq lists its product as uncharacterized. The transcript has 2 exons. NCBI's taxonomy places the organism in Eukaryota, Fungi, Ascomycota, Dothideomycetes, Mycosphaerellales, Mycosphaerellaceae. The coding region runs from base 1 to 654 and encodes 217 amino acids. The record is from RefSeq and is a predicted model, not a curated record.